AUGCCGCACAAGGGACCUCCGUUGGAUAUACCAGAGAUCAAGGGGUUGAGUAUCUGGUCUUUCCUCUUCGAAACCAGAAACGAUGGGGACAAUGCCGUGUUUCGCGAUGCGGACACGGGAAACGCAAUACCAUUCGGGGUGCUGAAACGCCACUGCGAAACGCUGUCUACCGAGUUGGCUCGUGGGUACAACAUACAGGCCGGGGACGUCAUUUGCCUGUGCUGCACAAAUUCCAUCUGGUACCCGGUGGCCGUCUUCGCGGCUCUUCGCCUCGGCGCAAUCAUUUCCCCGACCAGCCCGGAGUGUACGGCCGAGGAGGCAGCACAUAUGGUCAGGACCGUGCAUCCCAAAGUUGUCAUUGCCGACAGGAGGUCACAUCACGCCGUGGAAAGAUGCAUUAAGGGCGGGAAUGCCCCUGACGCGAGAUUGCUUGCUCUGACAGUGGACGAAGGAGCCUCGCUGGGCCUCCCCAGCAUACAAACCCUCUCCUGCCAGACGGCUUUCCAGCAGCCAGUCGCCCCUUGGCACAUCGAUCCCAGCCAAACAAGCCACGAUUACUGUGCUUUCUUGUGCUUUACAUCGGGCACAACUUCGCUCCCAAAAGCCGUGAGGUCCCUCAUCUACAUGCAUGAUGCAGCCCUAACUUGGUUGGACCAGACAAUGCUUUCGCAUCAAAAUAUCAUUGCGCAGCUGCACCAGGUCAAAGCAUACACGAGAGAUGAUCACCCAAAGGUCGUCCUCGGCGUGUUGCCGUUCCACCACAUCACCGGCAUUGUCCACCUCCUACACCUGCCGCUCCUCCUGCACCAGGACGUGGUCAUUAUGUCCCGAUUUAAUAUGGAUGAGAUGCUCAAAACAAUUGCGGCCUUCAAGUGCGAGGAGUUGUGGCUGGUGCCGCGUAAGGAUUCCCCCCAAGCAAGUAUCGCCAUUCAAUUGACAGAUUCUCGUGGCCAUACAGCGAUCCUCAUCCGUCUCGUUUCUGACCCCACGGUAAGCAAUCCCGACUUGCAAAGCGUUCAGCAAAUCAACACCGGUGCAGCACCGCUCGGCCGUGAAGUCAUCAGCAGAUUAGAAGCGCAGUACCCGAACAUCGCAAUCCGGCAGGCGUGGGGGAUGACCGAAUCCUGCAGCUGCCUCACCCUCACUCCGCCCAGCGACCAAACAUACGAGAAUGCACACACAGUUGGCAAGGCUGUUGCUGGAACGGUCCUAAAUGUGGUGAGGCCUGGGACCGAUGAGGAAGUUGGGGUCGGUGCAAGUGGCGUUCUGCUGAGCAAGAUUCUUGCCAAAGGUCCGCAGGUGAUGAUGGGGUACCUCAACGACCCAAAGACAACGUGCGAGACGAUCCGCCCGGACGGCUUCCUACGCACCGGCGACAUCGGCUAUGUGGAUGACCUUGGGUUCGUGCAUAUCGAGGAUCGCUUGAAGGAGAUAAUCAAGGUCAAGGGAGUGGGCGUAGCGCCCGCUGAGCUAGAGGAUAUCCUCAUGGGCCACAAGUCCAUCAAGGAUGCAGCCGUCGUAGGUGUUGCGGACUCCUACUCCGGCCAGGUUCCCAAGGCCUACGUGGUCCUGCGACCGCAAUUCGAGCCUUCGGUGGGGAUUGCGCGGUCAAUCCAGGAAUACGUGCGGCAGAGAUGCUCGAGGCCCAAGUGGCUGCGAAGAGGGAUUGCCUUUGUUCAAGAGAUCCCCAAGAGUGGCUCGGGCAAGAUUCUUCGGCGGAGAUUGAAGGAUAUGAGUAUUAUUCUCGACGUGGCAGGCGAUGUUGGUGGUUCCGCUCGUCUUUAA
Aspergillus calidoustus is the source of this 1785-nucleotide messenger RNA. The record is from the annotation of a GenBank genome assembly. Lineage: Eukaryota; Fungi; Ascomycota; Eurotiomycetes; Eurotiales; Aspergillaceae.